GGAACUUGGAACUAGCCCUUCAUAUUUGUCAGUGGUUGGGGUUUUAGUUUUUUAUUUCUAGGGUUUCGUUUCUCUCCUUCACUCCUUCAAUCCCUCCCUCCAUUAACCAAAACCCUUGAAGAAAAAUCUUGAGAAAGGAUGGGAAGAUACAGAAGUAGAAGCAGAAGUUACAGUCCUCAAUGGAGUAGAAGCCCUCUUCCUCCUCCUCCUCCUCCUCCUCCUCCUCCUCCUCCUCGUUCUUCUCGUAGUAGCAAGCGUGGUUACGAUGAUGAACCAAGAGAAUCUUAUCACAGACGCAGUAGUAGUCACAGAUCUUAUGGAAGCGAUAGAGAUAGUAGACGUUCUUCUGGUCCUACUGGUUUACUCAUUCGUAACAUCUCCCUUGAUGCCAGGGUUGAAGAUCUGCGGAUCCCAUUUGAACGUUUUGGUCCUGUCAAGGAUGUAUAUCUUCCUAAGAAUUAUUACACUGGAGAACCUCGAGGCUUUGGAUUUGUUAAGUUUCGCAACGCUGAUGAUGCAGCUGAAGCCAAGCAUCAAAUGAACCAUCAAGUCAUUGGUGGGCGAGAGAUUACAAUUGUCUACGCUGAAGAAAACAGAAAAACUCCACAAGAAAUGCGUAAGACCACUCGUGUCAGCAGUAGUGGUCAACAUGGAGGAGGGGGGCAUAGAAGGCGAUCACCACCAAGGUCCCCAAGACGUCGCCACCGCUCCUAUUCAAGAUCCCCUUCACCUGCUAGACGUGAAUCAAGAGGCAGGGAUCGUGGAUCGAGAGAUGACUAUUCUCCAAGACGUCCCAUCUCAAGGUCACCCGGGCGGUCCAUCUCAAGGUCACCAAAACGUCCUAUCUCAAGGUCACCUGAACGGUCCAUCCCCAAGUCACCAAGACGUCCCAUCUCCAAGUCGGCAAGACGUUCCAUCUCCAAGUCGCCAAGACGUCCUAUCUCAAGGUCACCUCCACGGGAUGAGAGGGACUAUGGAUCUGACCAAAGGUCACUUAGCCCUCCACUAGCCAAAGUUCGAAGUCGAUCAAGAUCUCAUGAAGAGAAGGACUACAGGCCAGAUCAGAGGUCACCUAGCCCUGAGGCUAAGGGUCAUAGUCCACCAAGGUCCUCGCGUGAUGCGAGGGACUAUGUAUCAAAUAGAAGGUCACAGAGUCCAGGAGUUAAUGGCCAGAGUCCCUCUAAAUCUCGUUCACCCAGCCGCAGUCCAUGAUAAAACUUCGAGACAUGAAGAAUGGGCUGAUCAUAGCAUGGAUUUCGUGAGUGGACGAACUUGCUGCUGGUGUUUCCUGAAAGCUAGCUUGUAAUAUUAUUUUUUUCAGUUGCAAGAACAAUAAACACAUUUAGGAUUUAUAUUGAUUUUCUUCCUUGUGUGAGAUUAAAAUAUGCAACUAGAAUGCUUCCAUGAAGGCUGCUUUUAUGGAUGCUAAUAUUUUCCAUUUUCCUUUACUUGUGUUCUUCCUUUGCUUUUCAUGUUCGAAAGCUGUUUAGUUAA
Molecule: messenger RNA, 1494 nt
Organism: Papaver somniferum (opium poppy)
Lineage: Eukaryota; Viridiplantae; Streptophyta; Magnoliopsida; Ranunculales; Papaveraceae
Product: serine/arginine-rich SC35-like splicing factor SCL28
Exons: 7
Coding region: 139-1212 (357 amino acids)
Molecular function (GO): RNA binding
Source: RefSeq, a predicted model, not a curated record